This is a messenger RNA of Lottia gigantea (owl limpet), 804 nucleotides long. RefSeq lists its product as hypothetical. The coding region runs from base 1 to 804 and encodes 267 amino acids. The transcript has 3 exons. The record is from RefSeq and is a predicted model, not a curated record. Lineage: Eukaryota; Metazoa; Mollusca; Gastropoda; Lottiidae.
AUGUUCUUCCAACCGAUACCAGCUAAAGAUAAAAUCACUUUCACGAGUAAAGAAGGUAAAAAGGAAACUGGUAACAAAAUCAGGUUCAGAAAUGGUUUCUGUCACGACGUUUUAACAUCGGUUGAAAUUCAAGAAAUAGUUAAAGCCGGUGGACGAAUUAUUAGAAUAUUAGAUGGUAUAGUAUACGAAGAAAAUUUUAAAACUCCAUCAUAUAGAGAUUAUAUUUUAAUUUUGAGAGAUCUAAGAAAUAAAUAUAAACGAGAAGGUAUGGAGACACAGGAUAGUGAAAGCCUCCAUGAAGGAGCUGUGAACAGUAAUAGUUCCAGUUCAGAACUUAAGUUGCAUACAGAGAAUUUCGAAAAGGUUUUGAAGUCUAUGUCGAAAGAUAUACAGUAUAGUAUGCUUACUGAUGACGGUUACGACCACAUCUUUGACCUGUAUAAAAAAUGGUUAGAAGUUUUAGAGAGCGGUGUUGUUGGUGACCAAAAUGAUUUAUCAUCUCGACCUUAUGAGAAUUCAGAUACCAGGAGCCAAACUGAAGAGAUUGAAAACACACAGUUGUCUGAAUUAUUCAAGCAUGAUAUUGAAGACGGACAUAUUUUUCCGUUGUACGACGCAUUAAACCUUGAUCUUCCAAUUCCUAUGGAACAAAAUGAUCCCACUACAACUACUGCUGAUGAAGAAGUUCAUCUUCAAGAUGUCACGGUUCAAGAUGUUGAUAUGGGUAACUACUCGUCAGAUACAGACGAAAUUGAAAUAUUGACGAUGAAUAAUGAGAGAUUCACAGGAGGACAAGAUUGUUGA